GAAUUUCCGCGCCAUUUUUGUGGAUGUAGAAAGCUUCGGUCAAGAAGAUGUGUUCAAAGAGACAGGGACGUGGAGUCUAACCCAAUAUACAGCUAGCUAGCUAUAUAACUGCACUGCGUUAUGCACAAGAACAUGCACAAGUAGUAUCAAAUUAAAAACCCGCCGUUACAAGUUAGUUAUGUUGCUGCCAUCUGACAUCGCAAGACUUGUUUUGGGAUAUCUGCAACAAGAAGGGCUCCGUGCCACAACCAGGGCAUUCAUUCUCGAGAGCUCAAACUUAAAGGAGUAUGCGGAACACAGCACCGACGAUGGGGCUAUUCCGGCUUGUGUUUUUUCCUUGUUUGGGAAAAACUUGACAACAAUUUUGAAUGAAUAUGUUGCUGUCAAAGCGAAGGAAUCAUGUCACGAGACGCAGGUGCCAGCAAUGAUGACAUCCCUAUGGAAAAAAUUAGAUUUCACUCUGAAUCAAAUCAAGUCUAUGCAGAACUCUCCUGCUGUUUACCAGAAUCAAAGACUCCGAACGCGGAACGGGAUUAUGAAUAUGAGGGGGCAGAGAUCGCUGUCGUCCUGCACCCGAUCCCCAAGCACGGCACUUCUCGCGGUUCCACCACCGUCCACCCAUUACGACGCCAGCCCUCUGGCCACCCCCCAGGGCAUGCUGGGACAUUCCACGCCUGUCUGCUACAGCUCUUUGCAGACGAGGCCCUCCCAGCUCUGCGUCAGUCAGCCUCAGAUUCAGGACGUAGGCCGGCUUGUCAUCAACAUGAACAGAGAAUCACCUUUGCACAUUGUUGUUCCUGACCGCAGAAUAAACUCAGGACCAUUGUCCCCAGGACGCCGGAAAUGCGACUCCCCAAGGAGGCGAGGUGGAGGGCUUUGUGGGCUGUCUGGGACAACACGCACUGCAGCGCCCUCUAGUGGCCCAGUCCCUGACCAGCAGAAUGAGGCUCUCCAAGAAGGCGUUGCGGAGAACUUCCCGCAAAUGGUUAUUGAAAAUGCUCGGGAAAAGAUACUGAAUGACAAGUCCUUGCAAGAAAAGCUGGCUGAAAACAUCAAUAAAAUCUUGGGAAGUGACAUUAAUCCACAGUCCUCCAAACAAGUGGCAUGUAGUACUGUGGUACCGGAUCAGUCCAUUGAUGAAAUAUUGGGCCUCCAGGGGGAGAUCCACAUGUCUGAUGAUGCCAUCCAGGAUAUUUUGGAGCAGACAGAGUCUGAUCCUGCCUUCCAAGCUCUCUUUGACCUGUUUGAUUGUGGGAAAAACAAAGACAGUGAAGGAGAGAGCCAGUUUGACACCAGUCUCAGUAACACUACACAGGAAAGUGAUGAAGCAGAUUCUUCCUCUCAAACCAGGGAUCCAGGUACAAGCCAAGAAGAACCGACGUCUGGGGCAGAAACAAGUUCCAGAAUCCUGAGAACGAGGAGCGCACAAGACCACAAAAGCAAGAAAACUAGAAAAACGGCACACCUUGCCUCCAACGCGUUGAAGAGUGGCCCUGCGCUGGGUAAAAGAGGAAAUCCGCACACAAAGGCUGGAGCGACCGAGACUGUGGCUGUGGCAGGCAGUGACGGGAAGUCGGACAGCGCUCAGUCCAAAGCACAGAGCAGCAUUGGCAAGGACUCUGUUUCAACAGCAGCACAAGGCAUGCCAAGCUCUGUGCUAGCUGAGGAGGAUGACGACAUGGAAGUGGCUGAGGCUACAGAGACUGCAGUAUUGCUUGCUUCUCCGGUCCAGCCUUUGGCUGUCCAAACGGAUCACCAGGAGAGCCCACAAGCCUCCAAAGAAUCUGGCGGGGAAAAUGCUAGCCUCUCAAUGAACAACCGUGCAUCGGUAUCGGUUUCAACUGCCGCUGGUGCUCAGAAGCCACCAGGAACCGAUCCGUGUGCAAGAUCAGCCGGAGCGCCGGAGGCUGUAGUUCCUCAGUUUGACGGUUCAGCUGAAACCCCUGGAUCUCAGCCACAUCUUUCCCCCUCUCCAUCCCAGCCUGUUUCUCAACACAGAACCGUUCAGCUUAAUGCUGCUGGAUCAACACACUCCCCGACGUGUCCUGUUGGUCAAAAACCAAACUCUGUGGCUGUGCCCUUGGGGACAGCUCUUCCUGAAGCUCCAUCAAUACUGGCACACUCCACCUGUGCACCCAGCACCCCCUUCAAAGAACCUGACCCCAGCAAAAUAGUUUCUCUCAAGAUCAUAGUGAGCGACGAAGCCGAUGACCAAUCCAGCGACUUGGCCUUGAGCCAGGCGGUGUCGAGCAUCACGGGGGAGAGACUGCCCACCAUCAUUCUCUCCUCCCCCGCGAAGUCUCCCGCCAAGGCUUCCGCAGGAGCCGUCUGCUCCAUCACACAGGAGGAGACGGUCCAGGCUGUCUGCUGCCUACAGGGGGCAGACCUCAACCCUCUCCUCACGGGGAAAAUCGGGGAGGCCGUGAUGGGAUUGCCGGCCCGUGGCGUUGAGGAGGGCGUCCAGCUGUCCGUCGGCGGCGACCUGCCACAGGAAGCUGGGUAUAUCCAGCUGGUUCCUGGGGCCGCCUCGUACGGAAGCUCCAGCAGCUACUUCGUCGUGGCCGACCCAGCAGCUGUCAGCCAGCAGUCGAAGCUGAUGGUGCUCCCUGGGUGCCCCUCGCUGGGACAGGCGUCCCCCGCGUCGCACAUGCUGACGACGCCACCCCGCCCGGUGAUCUCUGUGGCGCAGGACGUCUCCCAGGCCUACUCACCUGGCUCAACACUGUUCAUAUCAUCCCCGUCCCAGCCCAUGUUGCAAAGCAUGAUGGUCCCAGUAUCAGUCGUUGGUCAAAGCAGUGUGGGAAAGUUCACUGUCGUCCAAAAUCAGCUAUUGCAGGUGACAGCUCCAGGUGUGAAAACCCCGGCAAAGGGUAAACAAAAGCCUAAGCUGGCACCCAAGGACCGAGCAGUUUCAGGUAAAGCUAGUGCAACGGAUAAAUCCACAAAGACCUUGGACCCAAAUCCGCAGUGCUUGCCAGCAGCUCUGAAGCCCCUGACUGUGAGGACGGCAGACUCAUCCCAGCCCUCGGAGACGGCAGGACCGCAGCAGCAGCAGCAGCCUCCUCCCGAGCGCACCUCAGCAGGCCACGCCCCAGCCCCCAGUUCCAGCCCCCGCCCUCACCGGAGGGUGCUGUGCUUCGAUGUCUCGGCUGAAAACCCCGACCCUGCUCCGGCGGAAGAGAAACCUUCGCCUCCCCCUGAGGGGCCCGCCUGCACACCUGCGGCCCCCGUUCCAGCCUCCUGCGGCCAGGAGCCUCAAAAAGAAACUCCCAGCGGCCAGUCACCCGGCAGCUGUAAACUCAGGGCAAUACAGCCGGCCAUUCUGCGCGGCAGCAGGACUACGGACGGGAAAAUGAGACCCGAGGCGGCAGCAAAAGUUGCGGACAAGAAAAAGCCUUCAGAGGCCCCCAAGGAGUCUGAGAAAAGAGCCGCAGAACCGUCACAGAGCCUGUCCAGGAGCGCCUCGGAGCAGGAGACGAGAACUCAGAGCACGAGCGGCAGGAGAGACGCUGCUCUGCCAGAACCCGCCAAGCGGAGGUCGGAAUGCAGGAGGAAAUCCCACCAGUUGGAGAAGAAGGACGACGAGGGAUCCGCUUCCACCCACGGCGUUAAAUACGUGGCCCCCGGCAACAGGACGACAACGAAAUCCGCGGGCUCGAAGAAGCUAGCGGAGGAGAGAAGCAGGGCGGAGAAAGGCGAAGGUGCGCAGAAGUGCAAGGAGGCGUGGCCGGAGAGGAGGGGCUCCUCCCACCCGCCUCUCCACGUCACGGCCAACAAGGAGAACGAGGUCGAGCCGGGGAGAAGCGAGCAGCCCCCCGCGAGCGCCGCGCCGCAAGAGACCCGGCUCCCCCCCCCCGCCGUCGGUUCGGCAGCCCCCGCUGCGCAGGGCGGCUCCGGCAGAGCCCCUCCCAGCAUGACGAGCCCCCUCACCAAGCAGGCCGCGGAAAUGCUGCAGGACAUACAGGGCCACAACCCCGCAGCCACGCCCACGAAGAGAUCGUCGGGCUUGGGGUGUCCCGGGCUGCCUCUGCCCAGAACCCCCGGGUCCGGGUGUUACCCGGAGGAGCCACCCGACGCCCUGAGGACGCCCGUCCGUCAGAGGCCGGGUCGGGACGGCGACGGCACGCCUCGGCACCUCCCGCCGCCCGCCACCCCGGACAUCCCCACCUGCAGUCCCGCCAGCGAGGCCGGGAGCGAGAGCAGCAUCAACAUGGCCGCCCACACGCUGAUGAUCCUGUCCCGCGCCGCCAUCGCCAGGACCGGCACGCCGCUGAAGGACAGCGUGCGCCAGCAGGGGGCGCCCGCCCCCGCCGUGACCCCCAAGGGCAAAAAACGCAAGCCGGCCGAGCCUCUGGCCAGCCCUACCUCGAAGAAAGAGACGCAGCACGGCGGCUCGGCGGCCGCUAAGAAGGCUAAGAAGCAGAAGAAGAUGCUGGAUUCCUUCCCUGAUAACCUGGACGUGGACAAGUUCCUGUCGUCGUUGCAUUACGACGAGUGAGGCAGGUGGACAGAGAGAACUCUCAGGCAGGACACUGGUGUGAAUACCCACAGCAAGGGACUACCAUAUACAGGGCCUGUGGUGGCCCAACGAAGGAUCUUAUUUCAGGGCAUGACAUGAACAUUCAACCCGCGUUGAACUCUGAAUGUAUCGCCACGUAGAAAUGCAAUUUAUUUCUUCAAAUAAACCAUUUUUUUGGUUUGUGUUUUAUAUUGUCAAUACCUGUGGUUUCUUGCAUUACUUUCCUCCUCUGAUUUUGGCUAUUUAGUCUCGUGGGCUGCAGUCUGACGUGCUGGAACUGUAGCCGGAAAGCAGGCCUGAAUCCCUUGUACAUUUAUGAAUGGAUAAUAUGUAAGCUUCUGCAGACACCCAAAAUAAGGUCAUUGAGAUGGCCAAUGAAAUGGCAAUUAAAUUUUUUUGGGAAAGAGUAUAUAACUACACUAUGAUGCCAAGCAGAACUUAUUCUACAAUGUCUGAUGAGUAGCAUUAACUCUAAAGGCUGGGAGCAUAAAGCAGUUAAACUGUAAAAUUAUAUAAUUUGAUUUGCACAUUUCUGCUUUUGUUCCUUUGACACUCUGGCCAGAUAGGGAAGACCAAAAAGUAAAAACCUUGUCUGAAUUGUUCAUGCACAUCAUUAUGAAAGAAUUUUUCUUCUGGGUAUUUGUCCUCUGUGUAGGUAAAUUUUCAAUGAAAUUGUGAAAUUAAACGUUUUUAAAAAUAUUUAUUUUUAGUCUGUCCAGUAUCAGAAGCAUAUUCAUCGGCGAAAGGCAGAUCAUCCUCAGCACACAAUCUGAAACAGUGCUUGGAUUUGGAUUUUCAUGUGAAUUCAUUUUAUGGCUUCCAUAGCUAUAGAUUUCCCAAACAAUGUCCUGUGUUGUGACAUAAUUUGGUUUUCCAAAGCACACAUUGAAACUGGUGUCUGAGGGUAGGCUUACAGGAAAGGGGAAAAAAAUCUUUUUAGCACCAUUCAUUUACAAGUAAGGCCAGAAAUGUUUUUUUAAAUUGUCUUUAAAAUUUUAUUGGUUAACAUGUAGGAACCCUGCUAUGAACUGCUUUGACAGCUUGGUGUUAUUUGAAUCCAUGUAACACAAAAUUGCCAAGUGUACCAGUGAUGGUACCUGUACCAUCACUGCCUGGCUGAGCUACAUAGAUCUUUCAAUGAAAACACUGAUCCACAUGAAUACCAUCUAUAAAUUUAGGAUUCAACCAAGUUACCAUUAUGACUGCAUCAUGAGCCAGCACUCAAUAAAACAUGAACAAAAACAAGACUCAAAAGUCAAUGGCAAAGUGCAACAAAACUGAAUUAUCAAAGGGUUGAGUUUUUGAAAAAGGAUGAAACCCUAAACUACAAAUGUUAGUACUUGCAGAAAUGUGUUUAUUUUUGUUUGAAAAGUAACAUGAACCACAGCUGAAAAUUUGGUAGCUUACAGUGACUUAAAAAAAAACAAAA
Molecule: messenger RNA, 5948 nt
Organism: Anguilla anguilla (European eel)
Lineage: Eukaryota; Metazoa; Chordata; Actinopteri; Anguilliformes; Anguillidae
Product: protein NPAT-like
Cellular component (GO): nucleus
Molecular function (GO): protein binding; transcription coregulator activity
Source: RefSeq, a predicted model, not a curated record